CCUGCGUUCAUGGUGACAGCGUCCGUCCUCUGCCUCUGUACCCCUUUCAGUUCCCCGUGGCCUUGCGUUGACGGCCUCGGAAUACCACCACCACAACACAAGACCACCCUCGAAUGCGGGUGGUAGGGCAAACCAGCAAAAGGCAUGAGCGUUGGCCUGGGCGAGUGGGAGGCGGGCGUAGGAGGCGGGAGGGAGGCGACCCGGGAUCCCGGACCACGACUAUCCUCCCCAAGGGCCCGUCCGUAAAAAGCUUCGGUCGUUGCCAUCGUGGCGGGUUUGCUGGUUGCCUUGCCGUAUCACCCCCUUCGUCAUGCUGCCCGCCCAUCCCGCAACUAAGCAGGAAAGGAGAGUGGGGGAGGGCCUACUGUAGUCGCAGUCGCACUCCGCGUAUGCGUCAUGUCUGUGCCUGUGCCUGUGCUGUUGCCGUUGCCGUUGCUGUGCGUUCAUGGGCGCUACGUUACGUUACGCAUGUGCGGUGCGGUGCGGUGCGGUGCGGUCUUGAGCGAGUCCUGCGCGUUGCUCCGUCACCACACACGGGUUCUGCAGCGGCUGGACACUUUGAGAACCAACUGCCUCCCCCCCCCUUUCCCUGCUUGCCCGCUGGUCGCUCCACACGUCGGCGAUGUCGUGGGCCAGCGCGAGGCGCAAAAGGGCGAGCGGCCGCCCUCGGGUUCAAAUAAAUAAAUUGUUAAGCUGACCGAGUUUCUUGAACCCGCCAGCCACGUCGGCCUCCCUUCCCUUAGCUUCUGUUUAGACUUCUGCUGCUGGCGCUGGCGCGAGACUAUCGUCCUAGUUCGCACCAUGAUCGCCUCGAAAGGGCUCCGCCUUUUCGGACCUGCCCAUAUUCAUGCUUGUGCCGCCUCUCCCGGUAGCUUGCCACCGGUGCGACGUGUGCGUGGACGCUUGCGGCGUCAAGCCUGGCAUCCCAUGUGCAGGUUGUCGAAGAGGGGAGGAAAAAGAAAAGGGGGGGCCCAG
Colletotrichum navitas is the source of this 975-nucleotide messenger RNA. RefSeq lists its product as uncharacterized. The record is from RefSeq and is a predicted model, not a curated record. Bases 114 to 680 code for a protein of 188 amino acids. The transcript has a single exon. Lineage: Eukaryota; Fungi; Ascomycota; Sordariomycetes; Glomerellales; Glomerellaceae.